AUGGCAGUUACAAAGUUUUGGUUAGGGGAAGGAUUCAUUGAACAAGGUGCCUCCUCGCAGGUUAUGCCAAGAGUCAUUGAAUUGCUCCACCAAGCAGUUAGUCUGCACACAACUCAACCCCCUUCAAAAGUUUCCUCAUUCAGCUGGACUCCAACAGAAAAGGCGAUCAUUUGUUGGGCCAUCCAAGAGAUGGGCAUGAAUACUCAGGAACUAAAGGAAACCUGCAGCAUUGUACACGACAAAGCAUUUGAUUCAGUCAAGACACGUGGUGGGUUUUUGAUGAAGAAGAAUGAUGAUAACACAAUCCACGUGCAUUGGAAAGGGGCACCAGAGGCUAUACUAGCCAUGUGUUCGCAAUAUUAUGACACAACAGGGAUUGUCAAAGCCAUUGAUUAUGAUACAAGGGAGAAAUUGAAUCACAUAGCUCAAGCAAUGGCAAUUGAUGGACUUCAAUGCAUUGCUUUUGCACAUAAAAAAAGUUGCAUAGAUCUUUAUGAAAACAGAAUAUCCUGUCAAAUGCUAGAAGAUGACUGCUUGACUUUCAUAGGAUUAGUUGGUGUAAAGGAUCCGUGCCAACCUGGGGUUGGAAAAGCUGUAGAAGAUUGCCAAUCUGCUGGAGUGAACAUCAAAAUGAUAACAACAGAAGAAGCUUUAAUUGCAAGAGCAAUAGCAACUGAAUGUGGCACACUCAAGCCCGAACGGAGCAUGGAUAGUGAAGUAGUAGAAGGUGCAGAAUUUCAAAAUUACACGGAAGAGGAGAGAAUGGCAAAGGUUGAUAAAAUCUGCGUGAUGGCAAGUGCCUCUUCUUCUGACAUGCUUCUACUGGUGCAAUGUCUUAGAAAAAAAGGCCAUAUAGUGGCACUAAUUGGUACUGACACGGUGGAUGCAGCAGCUUUGAGGGAAGCUGAUGUAGGCAUCUCAGUAGGGCUUCAGGCCACUGAUGUAGCCAAAGAGAGCUCUGACAUAGCCAUAUUGGAUGGUGAUUUUGUUUCUGUUGUCAAAGUUUUGAAAUGGGGGAGAGCUGCGUUUAACCAUAUCCAGAUAUUUGCUUGGUUCCAGCUCACAGUAAGCAUUACUUCACUAGUGAUUGACUUUGUGACAGCAGUCUCAGCUAGUGAGCCACCGACCAUCAAAAUUGUAGCAUCCAUCUCAUCUGGAGAAAUCCCAUUUGCAGCACUACAAGUUUUGUGGGUCAAGUUGAUCAUUGGUACAUUGGCUGCUUUGGCUCUUGCUAUUGGGAAACCAUCUAAGGAGCUCAUGAAGUGUCAAGUGGAUGGAAAACCUCUUAUAACCAACAUCAUGUGGAGAAACAUAUUAGCCCAAGCUAUUUACCACAUAGCUAUCCUAUUGACCAUACAGUUCAAGGGCAGAGCAAUUUUCAGUGUGGAUGACAAAGUAAAGGACACUCAGAUGUUCAAUACUUUUGUUCUUUGUCAAGUUUUUAAUAAAUUCAAUGCAAGAGAGCUAAAGAAGAAGAAUAUCUUUAGAAGGAUACAUAGGAACAAAUUGUUUAUAAGCAUCAUAGGGGUAAUAAUUAUUCUUCAAGUCGUGAUAGUGGAAUUUCUAAAGAGGUUUGCAGGUACAAAAAGGCUGAAUUGGGGGCAAUGGGGUGCUAGCAUUGGAAUCGCAGCUAUGUCAUGGCCAGUUGCUUGGUAUGUGAAUUGGAUAACCAUCCCAAACAAAUCAUUUUGUCCUAUCUAA
This is a messenger RNA of Hevea brasiliensis (rubber tree), 1701 nucleotides long. RefSeq names its product putative calcium-transporting ATPase 13, plasma membrane-type. Gene Ontology annotation, molecular function: P-type calcium transporter activity; nucleotide binding. Gene Ontology annotation, cellular component: intracellular membrane-bounded organelle. The transcript has a single exon. NCBI's taxonomy places the organism in Eukaryota, Viridiplantae, Streptophyta, Magnoliopsida, Malpighiales, Euphorbiaceae. The record is from RefSeq and is a predicted model, not a curated record. The coding region runs from base 1 to 1701 and encodes 566 amino acids.